GAAUAAUCUCUGUGCAUCGUGUCAGUCAAGACUGCUGCUGCUGUGGCAACCGACUGAGUGAGUAAUGGAGUACCUCUUCAGUGGUGUGAAUGAGGGAGACAUGGCAGACCACACCCCACCCCUGGAGUCUGGCCAGCUUCUCAAUCCUGAACUCCCAAUCCUAGCCUCACCACCUCCCCCAGCCAUGGUUAACGGGGAUGGACCCCAGCAGGUAAUCCUGGUGCAGGUAAACCCAGGUGAGGCCUUCACUAUUCGACGAGAGGAUGGUCAGUUUCAGUGUAUCACAGGUCCUGCUCAGGUUCCCAUGAUGUCUCCAAAUGGUUCAGUGCCUCCAAUCUAUGUGCCUCCUGGAUAUAUUUCACAGAUCAUAGAAGAAAAUGGAGUGCGGCGGGUUCUGGUCUUACCUCAGCAACCAGAGUUCCACCCAGGGGGCCACUCCCCUCUCCACCACCCUCCACCCCCACCCCAUGCCCACCUGCCUGCCUUCAUCCCACAUCCUGCCAUGAUGCCCCCGCCACCCCACUUGUACACAAGUAUGGCAGGGGGCGUGGGCGGCAUGGGGUCUCACCAGUAUCAUCCAGCUCAUAUUUACUCAGAGCAGGAUUCUCACUCCCAACAUGGACGCCCACCAUUUGUUCACAGAGACGACAGAACUAGCAAAACAUACGAACGUCUGCAGAAGAAACUGAAAGAGCGUCAGGGAGGCGGAGGGCCGUUGAAAGACAGCCCUCCCUCUUCACCACGGAAAACUUGCAGCAGCCCCCCAAAGGUGGAUGUUCACAAUGGCAUUGGGGGCAAAGGGCUGGAGGUGGAACAGGGGCAGCUUAGCAAUGCGCUGGCUGGCCCUGACAAGCAGACGGGCGGGGGAAAAAGUGGAGAAUCAAGAGAGCUUGACGAGGAAGCUCAGGCCCUGCAAGCUCUCCUGAGUACCAUCAGUAAACCAGUGGUGUCAGACAUCCAAGCCAGAGGAGUAGUAGUGAGCUGGAGUGCACCCACCGAGCCAGAGAGUGAGAGCAGCAGUGUGGAGAAUGACCGCAGCCCCCUGGAGCCGCUCAGCUACGAGGUCUCCAUCUCAUUCAGUGGCAAAGAUGGGAAGUUCAAGAGCGUGUACUGUGGGGAAGAACUAAGUGCUACUUUAGAAGACCUUCGACCAGCAACAGACUAUCAUGUCAGGGUCCAGGCCCUGCGCAACUGUUUACAGGGAAGCCCAUCUGAGGCUGUGAGCUUCACUACUUUAAGCUGUGAGCCGGAUCCUCCCAACCCUCCCAGGAAGGCCAGCGGGACCAAGAACUCACUCGUACUCCAAUGGAAGGCUCCAUGUGACAACGGUUCCAAAGUCCAAAACUACGUCCUUGAGUGGGAUGAGGGGAAGGGCACUGGGAUUUAUGCACAGUGCUACUAUGGGCCUCAGAAGCAGUACAGAGUGACCAAGCUUUCACCAGCUUCAAGAUAUUCCUUCCGUGUUGCAGCCAAAAAUGACAUGGGUGUAAGUGAGUUCAGUGAAGUGGUGGACCUGUUCACCUCAUGCAGUGUGCCAUUGCCACCCUUCCCUCCAGAGCUGGAGAUGGCGGGGGUGACCUGGCUGUGUCUGAAGUGGCAGAGGCCCACUAGCUCUCCAAAAGAAGACGACAUCUUCUAUAUUUUGGAGAUGGAGGAGGAAGGCUCGGGAUAUGGCUUCCAGCCAAGCUACGAUGGCGAUGAGCUCUCCUGCACUGUCAGGAAUCUCCACAGGAGUACCAAGUACAAGUUUAGGGUGGCGGCAUACAACUCAGAGGGGAAGAGUAACCCUAGCCAGGUGGUUGAGUUCAUCACGAACCCAGACAGACCCGGCAGUCCCUGCAGGCCUGUCAUCAGAGGAAGAGUCUUGCCCAACAGCUUCAAAAUGGCCUGGGAGCCCCCAAAAGAUAAUGGUGGAGCAGAAGUCACAAAGUACGUUGUGGAGCUGUCUGAAGGCUUAAGUGGCUUGUCAUGGGAGCUGGUGUACUCGGGGCCAGCGACGGAGCACGUGUGUGAAGGCUUGAAGCCUGGCUGCUCCUACCAGACACGAGUUUACUGCAUGAGUGAGGGGGGCCAGAGCCCGCUGUCAGAGACCCUGCAGGUCCAGACUCCCGCGGUGCCCCCAGGGCCCUGCCAGCCCCCUCGGCUGGUAGGCAAGCCCAAAGCCAGGGAGGUGCAACUGCGCUGGGGUCCCCCUCAGGUAGAUGGAGGCAGCCCGGUGUCUUGCUACAGUGUAGAAGUGAGUGGGUCACAGUCUGAGGAGAGCAGGGAGGUUUACCAGGGCCCAGAACUGGAUUGCUUUGUGGGAGGCCUACUGCCUGGAAAAACCUACAGUUUCCGACUCAAGGCAGCGAACAAGGCUGGGUUUGGGCCUCCUUCAGAGCGUUGUGAGGUUGCAACUGGCCCGGGGGCCCCUGAGCAGUGCAGGGUUCCUUCCACCACAUGCAGAUCCCCCAGCUGUGUCGUUGUGAGCUGGGAGGCUCCUCCUUGUAAUGGAGCUCCGGUGACAGAGUUUCGUCUAGAGUGGGGAGCUGCCGAGGGCUGCAUGCAGGUGUGUUACAGCGGACCAGGGCUCAGCCAUGAAAUGAAGGGGCUGCUGCCUGCUACCAACUACUUCUGUCGGGUACAGGCAUCAAAUGUGGCCGGUGUGGGGCCCUUCAGUGAGGCAGUGUUGUGCCAGACACCCUGCUCUGUGCCUGCAGCCGUCAGCAACAUCUAUGCACUGAAGGAGUCCGAGCUGCAAAUUUACGAGACUCCAGUAGACGCAGAUGAAGACGAGGACAGUAGUUCUCUCUCACCACCGCUCUACUCUCCAUCUACCUGCCUGGGUAUUUGCUGGGACCCCCCAUGCGAUCACGGCUCUGAGAUCACUUCUUACCUAAUUGAUCUCGGAGAGCGCCAGCCCAUCGUCGUUGGUCCCGUCUCCAAAUACAUCAUCCAACAUCUACAACCUGACACCAGCUACAGGGUUCGAAUCCAGGCCCUGAACAGCCUUGGAGCAGGCCCCUUUAGUCACGCCUUUAAGCUGAAGACAAAGCCCCUGCCCCCACAGCCACCCCGCCUGGAGUGCACAGCCUUCAGCCACCAGACCCUCAGGCUCAAGUGGGGCGACGGCCCAGCCAAAGCCGUCACUUCGGAUGCUCUCCAGUAUCACCUGCAGAUGGAGGACAAGAGCGGCAGAUUUAUAUCCUUGUAUAAAGGACCAUGCCACACACACAAAGUCCAGAGGCUUAAUGAGUCUACCUCUUAUACGUUCCGCAUCCAGGCCUUUAAUGAGGCGGGCGAAGGGCCCUUCUCCAGUGUUUACACAUUCACCACCCCACGCUCUCCUCCAGCCCCUGUGAAAGCCCCUAAAGUGGAGCGUCUGGAUGACAACUCCUGCGAAGUCACAUGGGAGGCCCUGUCACCCAUGAAGGGGGACCCCAUUAUCUACACUUUGCAGUGCAUGAUGGGAAACUCAGAAUUUAAACAGGCCUACAAAGGCUCUGCCACAUCAUUCCAUGUCCAGAGCCUGCAGCCCAACAGCGAAUACCGUUUCCGGGUGUGUGCCAUCAGGCAGUGCCAGGACGCCCCUGAGCUGAGCGGCCCCUACAGCCCCACAGUGACCCUCUUCCCCCAGCGGAACGAUAUGGCAGUGGGGGGCAGCAUGGCCGGCUCAGGAUCCAGGGCUGGCACAGACUCCAUCCGAGCCAGACGAAGCCUGACAGAUGAGCAGUGCGCUUUCCUCCUCCUCAUGGUUUUCGCUGUCAUUGCCAUCCUCAUUGCUUUUGUCAUCCAGUACUUUGUCAUUAAAUGAGCGGUUUGCACCACCCAGCUGCAGGGUUAUAGCUUUAUUCUUCCCCCUUCUCUCUGUUUUGUAUUCUUCAUUUUGUACUUAACUGUUUUCUGUUGUCAACAGAGUAAUCACAUUAGCUUCAUUCGGGUGUAAGGGGAGGAAGGGCUGGUGAAUGAGAGCUGAACCACACUUAUAAAUUGAGAAUUUAACACCUUAUUUAGCACCUGCGAUACCUUCCUGUCAGCCACCCUGACUCUGUGGCAUCUGUUGUUCAGUUCAGAGUUCUGGUCCAUCAUGAUCAGUUUCCUGUGCAAAAGGAAUGCAGAACGAGCAGGGAUAUGGUUUAUUGUGAGAGGAGGGUCAGGAACAAGGGCGCAUUGGCUCUCGUGUGCACACGUGCCUGUGUGUGUGUGCAUAUAUAUAUGUAUAUGUUUAUAGAAAUAAUCAUUAUUUAUAUUUCCAUGUAUGUGUCCAGUAUGUUUUUGAUAGAUGUGUUCCAAAAAUAGUAUGUAGGUGUGUUAUUAGCCUAUGUCCUAUUUGAUUGUGGGACCUGGUGGGCCAGUGUUUGCACAGUGGUGCAUGUGUCUAUCCAGAUUUGUAUAACGUGUAUGUAGUUUCUGCCACAGAGGUACACGGGAGGGCUUCAGGGUCAGAUGAAGGAACGUAACCCCUUGCUGGAGUCUAAAGGGUCUAGUGAGUGAAGAAACAGAGAAUCUUGUUCACAUUAUAGAGCGUUCAUUUAGCACUUUCCAACCUUUUUGAUGUUCAGAAUGUUUCAGGAUGCAAAAAUGACUGGAGAAAUGUUAGUAUAUUUUUGUAUAGUGAAAACACAAGGACCUGUAAGUUUAAGAAGAAAAAACGUUCAGUGUAAAGCUAGAAAAGAAACAAAAACCAAACUAACAUUGAAUUCUAAUUAUUUUUACUAUCAUAUAGUUAUACUGUAGCUUGUUUUUACAAUCAUGCAGCUGCUUUACUCUGAAAUAUUGU
This is a messenger RNA of Monopterus albus (swamp eel), 4759 nucleotides long. It is a transcript of the gene fndc3a, whose product is annotated as fibronectin type III domain containing 3A. The record is from RefSeq and is a predicted model, not a curated record. Lineage: Eukaryota; Metazoa; Chordata; Actinopteri; Synbranchiformes; Synbranchidae. Gene Ontology annotation, molecular function: protein binding.